This is a messenger RNA of Penicillium daleae, 1125 nucleotides long. It is a transcript of the gene usgS, whose product is annotated as transmembrane protein UsgS. Lineage: Eukaryota; Fungi; Ascomycota; Eurotiomycetes; Eurotiales; Aspergillaceae. The coding region runs from base 1 to 1125 and encodes 374 amino acids. The record is from RefSeq and is a predicted model, not a curated record. The transcript is spliced from 5 exons.
AUGGAGAAGAUCUUGACUGGGUCCAACUUUGGACUCAAUGCGGUAAUCCGCGGCUUUCAGCUCACUGUCGUAGGAACUGUCCGGGCUCUGCAAAACCCUGAUCUCUUCAAGUCUGCGCAUUUCCGUCGAGCUGCCCGUGCUGUUGCCGUGGGAGUAGCCAUUGAGCUUAUCGUUCAGCUCAAUAUAAUCGCCCUUAAGUUUGGUUUGUAUAUCCUCUCAUGGAUAAUAAACUUGGACCAAGCAACGUGGGAUGACAAACUCCUGGACGGCAUGAAAUUCAUGUCCAACUCUGUGCUCCAAGUGCCAAUCCUCUUGAUGACCCUAAUGGGAUAUGUAACUCCCACCCUAGAUGAAAUUUUCAUGCAAUCCAUCGAGUGGGUUGACACGACCUACGUCCACAAGCACAAAUCUGAAAGCCCAGCUACUCUGCGUGCUAUGUACUACCCUAGCUUGGUCAUGUACCCAACCAAAGGCGAUGCCCCCUCACGACCAAAGUCAGAGGCUAUCAUGAUGUUUGUCCAUCGGUAUGCCAAGAAAAUGGGGAUGCUUUUUGGACUCUACCUGCUUUCUUAUUUCCCUGUCAUUGGUCGAUUCGUGAUGCCCGCAACAAGUUUCUUCACUUUUCGGAAGCGUGUUGGCACAGCUCCUGCUGCUGUCAUAUUCGGCGCGGGACUGAUCCUGCCCAAGGCAUAUCUUGUCAAAUUUCUUCACACCUACUUUGCAUCGACAAGUCUGAUGCGCGAGCUGCUUGCGCCGUAUUUCAGUCGCAUCAAAUUCACGCCCGAACAAAAGCGCCGCUGGGUUCGUGAUAGGGAGGGCGUUCUUUUCGGAUUUGCCUUUGCAUUUACGGUCAUACUCAAGAUUCCAUUCAUCGGUGUGCUCAUGUAUGGAGUUGCCGAGGCAUCUACGGCCUAUCUUGUCACCAAAAUCACUGACCCACCACCAACUCCUGCAGAGAGUGAAGGCUUUGCGGAGAGUCAAGUGACCUGGAAAAAUAAGCAUGACUUUCUCCGUCUACCUCUUAACAACAUCGAUAAGCUCAAUAUUGUUACAGACGAGGAUGAGGCCAAGAGUAGCUCCUCGACUCCUGGAAAGAAGUUCUCGAACUACUCUGCGACUCUAUGA